Molecule: messenger RNA, 675 nt
Organism: Aspergillus luchuensis
Lineage: Eukaryota; Fungi; Ascomycota; Eurotiomycetes; Eurotiales; Aspergillaceae
Exons: 3
Coding region: 1-675 (224 amino acids)
Biological process (GO): regulation of mRNA processing; protein phosphorylation; spliceosomal complex assembly
Molecular function (GO): ATP binding; protein kinase activity
Source: RefSeq, a predicted model, not a curated record
AUGGCAACGCCGUGGAGGUCUCUGAGAAUUUCGGUCAACAAAGUAUUCAAAUCAAGUCCUUGUCGAUCAUCAAAUGUGCCGAGGCAAACUUUACCGGCUGCGGAAGUCGUUGAAGAAGAGUGCACUCCACAUUAUGAGCCAAACCACUUUUACCCUGUUCGCCUCUACGAGAUUCUCAACAACAGGUACCAAAUAACUGCCAAGCUUGGCUGGGGAGCCAGUUCAACAGUAUGGCUGGCUCGUGAUUUGAACCAACGGCGCUGGUGCCCAGCACGCUACGUUGCAGUCAAGAUCAAGGCGAAUAAUUAUUCAACAAAUAAAGACGCUGAAAGGGAACUUCGAAUCACUGAAAACAUUACGCGCGUAAAUUCACGACAUGUAGGCCGGAACUUUGUCAGCACGUUGCUCGAUUCCUUUAAUUUACCAAGUCCUCAUGGUACCCAUGUUUGCAUGGUGUUUAAUCCAUUGUGUGAGCCUCUAUGGAUGUUUAGACGGCGGUUUCAGGGGGAUGUGCUUCCAUUGGACGUUCUCAGACCUGUUGCCAAAUUGAUUCUGGAAGGGCUUGGCUAUCUCCACUCUGAAUGUCAGGUCGUUCAUACAGACUUGAAAUCCGACAAUGUUCUCAUGGCUCUCCGUGACCACUCCAUACUUGAUAGAGUGUCUCAGGUGAAGUAA